AUGGAAUCAAAGCAGUACAGGAUGCGGUUAUUCUGGACCAUAUAUACCGUCGAGAAGACGCUGGCGUUUCGCCUGGGGCGAUCCUCAACCAUUCGCGACAACGACAUCUCGAUCCCUCGCAUCAGCAAUGAUGCUUCAUCCGAAUACGGAAUCGACGACACCUUCUCAUUCUGGAUUGAGCUGUCAAGCCUCCAAGGCCGGGUGUACGACGAGGUGUACAGCCCCAUUUCACUAACUCAGCCAGAGGAAAUUCGAUCAGCCAGGGCACGGGGCCUCGCCACCCAAGCGAGAGGCCUUCUCCACGCACAAGAUCACCUUCAGAACCACGCGAUAAGAUCAGAGCUAAUGGGAGCCGGACUGUCCGAGCUGCUGUGGCGUGCCGACCGCGUGACGGCUCUGUCGAUGCUCACCCUCAUCUACCGCAGCAUCCCGCCCGAGGAUGCUUCCAAAUCCGUAUUCUGCACCGAGUGCCUUUCCGCCGCAAAGGAGGCAUUGAUAGAGCACGAGAAGUGCGUCACUAUUCUGACAGACAAGGAGUUUCAGCCGGAUAUGUUGGAACUAUACGUGAAUUGGGCGCUUCUCCAAUCUCCGUUCACUCCGUUCAUCGUGCUAUUUUGUCACAUCAUCGAAACAUCAGAUCCCUCUGACUUGGAGUGCCUGAAGAGACUAGUAGAGAUUUUACAAAUCGCCGCCUCAACCCCGAAGAAUGUCAUAUGCGAACGGCAGCUUCGCCUGUUCAAGGCACUCUACGACGUCGCCAUCAAAUACUUUGAAAUCAGGGCGGAGACGACACAGGCAGAGCAUGGCGGCCAGGGUGCAGACGGCUUGGGAGGUCCAUACCUCGACGCAGCCAGUGGCGGGUUGCUUCAGCAUCAGUCCACGUCGCUCUUGGGGUCCGGAUCACUUCUUGGGUCUGGUUCUGAGAUUACAUACGGCCCGGUGGAAGAUCCCAUCUCUAGUCUGGGGAAUGGCAACGUGAACCAAGUGCCAGGUCAACAACGGGUUAUGCCAGGGGCAAGAGUCGGUCAGUUCAACCCCCAAGGGCCAGGGGCUACCAGAAUGGAGAUGGAGCAGUCAGGCGCAGGUCUAGCCACCUGGUUCUAUUUGAAUGAUCAGAUGAUUCGGAUGCUGGGAGAAAGCUAA
Messenger RNA from Clonostachys solani, 1143 nucleotides. NCBI's taxonomy places the organism in Eukaryota, Fungi, Ascomycota, Sordariomycetes, Hypocreales, Bionectriaceae. The record is from the annotation of a GenBank genome assembly.